AUGGAUGCCAAGCCGCAGCGUAUUCGCGUCCGUGGGGAUGAGAACGUGCCUCCUUCCUUACAAGACAAUAAAGCUAUUCACCAGCGCAACAAGUCCAUGUCCGCGCUGAAUGCGACUCAGGACACAAAGACCGGAACCCGACGAGCUUUUGGUGACAUUAGCAAUACCAAGAAACUUUCGCAAGCUAGUCGCGAUGACUCUGCCGUCUUGAAGAAGCCAAUUACAGAGGUCUCUGGGGAGCCAGUCCUUUCACAGCCAGCGCAGCGCCCAGCUUCCAUGUCCGGCCUCAAAAAUCUAUUGACGAAUGCCACUGCGAAGCCCGUCAACCCCGCUGGGAAGGCUCAGACCUCCAAGACAAUCAAGCACAGCAACGCUGUCUUCCGUGAUCAGCUUGAACCCGUCGUCGAAAAGGAGACAUCCAAGGAAAAUACGAUCGCCCACCCUGUUCGCGAAACCAACCCCAAGACCGAAGGACGAGUUCCAUCAAAGGAGACCAAAGAGAUUUCGAAGAAGGAAAUCUCAGUUGUGCCUGUUGCUGAAGAGAAGUCUGACCACGAUGACUAUGUGGUUAUUGAGUCUGAUGCGAUCCAUUCUGAGGCGGAAGAACUUAACACCGCCGCUGUCGCCUUGAAGCAAACAACUAUUACACAUCUUGCCUCGGAGGAGCCUGACGAGUACUGGGAAGAUGAAGUUAGCCAUGACGCGUCUGCUUCGCGCAUGGAUAACACUACCUGCAGCACCACUGCCAUCAUCUAUCCCAUGUUUUCAUCGAACACUAAAGGCCAGAUCCUCCAAGCCAAGAAGAUUGUGGAUGCUAGCCGUACACCAGAAGAGGUUGAAGAAGAAGCCUGGGAUCCCAGCAUGGUUGCCGAAUACGAUUCGGAGAUCUUUCUCCACCUGCGCACAAAGGAGGUUGCCAUGAUUCCCGUUCAUGAUUAUAUGAACAACCAGGCGGAAAUUCAGUGGUCUAUGCGCGCUGUUCUCAUGGAUUGGCUGGUCCAGGUUCACUUCCGCUUUUCUCUCCUUCCUGAGACUCUGUAUCUCUGCGUGAACUACAUUGAUCGUUUCCUCUCUCACAAAAUUGUGUCCCUUGGCAAGCUUCAGCUUGUGGGCGCUACUGCUCUCUUCAUUGCAGCCAAGUAUGAGGAGAUUACAGCUCCCUCUGUGCAGGAGAUUGUCUACAUGGUUGAUGGAGGCUAUACAGUCGAUGAAAUUUUGAAGGCCGAACGCUUCAUGCUUGCCAUUUUGAACUACGACCUGGGAUGGCCUGGCCCAAUGAGCUUUCUGCGUCGUAUCAGCAAGGCUGACGAUUAUGACCUCGACACUCGAACCGUCGCCAAGUACUUCAUUGAACUGACAAUCAUGGAUGAGCGCUUCGUGUCAACCCUCCCCAGCUAUGCCGCUGCUGGUGCCCACUGCCUAGCUCGUAUGAUGCUGCGCAAGGGAGUAUGGACCCCUGCCCACGCAUUCUGGAGUGGUUAUCUCUACAUUCAGUUAAUUCCUCUCAUGCGAACUAUGCUUGAUUGCUGCCAGAACCCCCAGACUCACCACCAGGCUAUCUAUGAGAAGUAUCUCGACCGUCGCUUCAAGCGCGCCUCACUCUUUGUCGAGGGCGAGAUGCAGCGUGGUUUCCAGCUCGAUGCAUCCACCCCCUGGCGCAAUCCGGAUCGCCUCGAUGGCCUUGCUCACUACUAA
This is a messenger RNA of Penicillium malachiteum, 1695 nucleotides long. RefSeq names its product cyclin family protein. The coding region runs from base 1 to 1695 and encodes 564 amino acids. The record is from RefSeq and is a predicted model, not a curated record. Gene Ontology annotation, biological process: regulation of cyclin-dependent protein serine/threonine kinase activity; mitotic cell cycle phase transition. The transcript has 4 exons. Gene Ontology annotation, molecular function: cyclin-dependent protein serine/threonine kinase regulator activity. Lineage: Eukaryota; Fungi; Ascomycota; Eurotiomycetes; Eurotiales; Aspergillaceae. Gene Ontology annotation, cellular component: centrosome; nucleus; cytoplasm.